Molecule: messenger RNA, 3400 nt
Organism: Poecilia latipinna (sailfin molly)
Lineage: Eukaryota; Metazoa; Chordata; Actinopteri; Cyprinodontiformes; Poeciliidae
Gene: rlim
Product: ring finger protein, LIM domain interacting
Exons: 3
Coding region: 1218-3050 (610 amino acids)
Biological process (GO): ubiquitin-dependent protein catabolic process; random inactivation of X chromosome; protein ubiquitination
Cellular component (GO): nucleus
Molecular function (GO): ubiquitin protein ligase activity
Source: RefSeq, a predicted model, not a curated record
AAAUAUAAAUUAGAAUUAUUUUCUCCUGCAUAAGGAUGGUAAAAGAAAUUUCGGCUGGAUACAACUAAUUCAAAAAAGGCUGUUUCGCCCAGGAUUAUGUUUUUGCCUCUGAGUCAGCUCAAGUCAGAACUUUAAACUAAGCUUGUGGUUAUCAAACUACCUAAGAUUACAUUUUCUUAACACAAUCAAAACAGUGACACUCUAAUCUUUGUGAUUUUUACAAAACUUUAGAAUGAAGACCACAGAAUUCAAACUGUAUUAAAAAAAAACAAAAAAACAAAACACACACUUACUACAUGAAAAUCCAGUCCAGAAGCCAAAAAAAACGAUGAGUAUAAUAAUAAUGAGCACAAUGCUGAAGUUGGAUUCUUAUUCAGCAUUGUGCUUAUUUAUGAUUUGUUGACAUAAAGAUGGUAAAAUGACUAUCUGUAUUCAAAAAUGCAGAAUGUUAUAAAAACAGCUAAAAAACAAAGUGAUUUCUAGAAAAGUUUGAAAUUAGAAACACUUGUAGGAUUCCUUUUGAUGUCAUGUGUCUGUCUCCAAUUUUAUAUGUAGAUGUGGAAGUAUUUAGAAGAGAUAUCUAUCCAUGUUGACAAUUUAGACAUAAGGGAUCUGUUUGUAUAUUCAGGAUCUUUUGCAAUGAUAUUAACAUAAAUCACUGUUUAUUUAGGAUAUCAGCAAAUAGUAGGAUCAGUAAUUGCCUGCAAACCGCUAGCCUGGUUUAAGUAUAGUUAUAUUGGGCCUUUUUUUCUUUUCUUUUUUACUUAACUGUAAUGCAUACUGUAAAAAGCUGGCGUUCAGUUUGAACUUGCCAUACCAACUGUGUUCCUGUGGAUUGUUGUCACAUCAACAUCUUUAAGCAAACUUUGAUGUCUGGAACUCGAGCAUCACCUAAUCCUAAACAUCAUGAAGACACAGUUUACAAAACCAAAGUAUUAUUAUUGAGACAUUCUAAAGGACAAAUAGUGGACAAUGUAGUAUCACGUUGAUAUAUAUAUUUUUAGUAUAGUUAGUUUGUCAACCUGUUUUUCAUAUCAUGUAUUAAAUUUUUUCCAACUUUGGCUAGUUUCCGCUUUUUUCACUAUACUUGUGUUUGCUCAAAAUGCAACCGCCUGUGGACAGUCGAGGAUGUGCAGUCCAUUUCUGUCCCUGGACAGUGGGUGGGGAAAUAUAAGUUUGCAGCGUCCUUUAGUGGAGGACCAAGGAGGGGGAAUUAAAUGGACAGUGGCAUACCUGGGGAGGUAACUGAGGAUGAGCUGUUCAAUAGACUUCAGCAAAUCAAAGAUGGUCCAGAGCAGCCGCAGAAUAACAACCCAAGCACAGAAAAUACCGAGGAUCCCGUCGAAACUCCAGAGAGCUCUGAGGAUUCCCAAGGUGGGGAUAGCUUGCUUGACUGGCUCAACACAGUGAGACGAACCGGCAACACAACUAGAACUGGACACCGCGGAAACCAGUCGUGGCGAGCUGUGAGCCAGACCAACCCAAACAGUGGUGACUUUCGCUUUAGCUUGGAGAUCAGUGUGAACCGCAACCUGGCCGAACAGCAGGCCGCUGCUGAAGGAGAACAGGGGCCUUCAGAGCAGCCCCCAACGGGCCAAGAGGAAGAAGAGGUUGCAGAUCCUGAACCACAGGUUCCUAUGGAAACGGAGGUUGUGGAAGAACCAGUUGUUGAAGAGUUAGCUGUCAUUGUUGAGCCAGAACCUGAAGAAACACCUGAAGAAGAGGUUGCCUCACAAGAAGCUGUCGAGGAACCUCCCAGUCCGCCCCCAGCUCCACCUCCAGCUCCAGUCGUAGAAGAAGCUUCACCGGAGCAACCCCCACCUUGUUCUUCUCCAAGAAGGGGACAAAGGAGACCCCGCAGCCGUAGCCCAGAACCACGUAGGACCAGAGCCCGCCUAGCCAGAAGCCGCUCACCUCUCCGUUUGGAUCAGCUAGAUGACCUACCCGGUCCACGACACACCUAUGGCUCUCAGAGCCCCAGUUCUUCCACUGACACACCUCCAGUGCCUCAAGUGGAGGGCAGUUCUCGGACUCGACAACAUAUUCUCUCCAGGCAAAGCCCAGCAGACGACAAUGUUCAGCCACCCAGUGUUGAAGCAGAAUCAGUCCCGGAGGCCCAGAAUGUCAGACCUCAGGAAGGAGAACCCAACGGGAAUGAAGGAGGUUCGGCGGAGCGCCGUCCCCCAACUAUAAUGCUCGACCUUCAGGUGCGUCGUGUGCGUCCAGGCGAAUAUCGGCAAAGAGACAGCAUCGCCAGCCGUACCCGGUCACGCUCGCAGAACUCCAACAACACUUUUCUCUAUGAGAGUGAGCGAGGGGGUUUUCGCAGGACCUUCUCGCGCUCCGAGCGUGCCGGAGUGAGGACCUACGUCAGCACCAUUCGAAUCCCCAUUCGCAGGAUCUCCGACGCAGGGUUAGGAGAGGCGACGUCGAUGGCUCUCCAGUCUAUGAUAAGGCAGAUCAUGACGGGCUUCGGCGAGCUAGGCUACCUCAUGGACUCCGACUCAGAUUCUUCAGAUUCAAACCGCGGUACCGGGACACCCGCCGAUACGGAGUCCCUUAAUAAUCCAGAUGCUAGUAACGCUGACGCGUCUGCUGCUGAUGAGCAACCAUCGGUUGCUGCUGCUGCUGCUGGAGUUAGAGAGAGGACAGUUGAGACAGAUGCAGAUGAGGGUCUUACUACUGGCCCACAGGCUUCUGGUGGAAGGGCUCGACCUAGACCCCCCAUCAGCCUAGAGGAGCCCAGUUCACUGCCCUUUCUACGACUUGCUCAUUUCUUCCUCCUGAAUGACGACGACGAUGACCAGCCUCAGGGGCUGACCAAAGAACAGAUUGAUAACCUCUCCAUGCGCAACUUUGGUGAGAGCGACGCCUUGAAAACCUGUAGCGUCUGUAUAACAGAGUACGCUGAGGGGAACAAGUUACGCAAGCUUCCCUGCUCUCAUGAGUACCAUGUGCACUGCAUAGACCGCUGGCUCUCUGAGAACUCCACCUGCCCCAUCUGUCGCAGGGCUGUCCUGGUAUCAGCCAACCGAGAGAGCGUGAUCUAACUCUUAACAGACUCCAACCUUUUCAAUAUUUCAAACUAAUUACACAUCCAAGUCAUGUAAGAUGCUUUGAAGAAAUGUCUCCACUAUUGAAAAUUAUUUUUUUUCUCAUAAUUUGUGAGUUUGAUCAUUAUGUUACAGGUUUCAUUUGAGGUGCUCAGUCUCUUGACAUGCAUUCAGACUCCAAGUUGACAUUUGCUAUUGUUCAGAGCUGAGCAGAAGCAGUGCAUGCUGUUGAUCAACCUGUUGUGUCCAUGCAGUGAUGCACCAAGUUAUGUACACAAGCAGACCUAUAAUCUUAUAUUAAACCCUUUGAUUAUAAAUGCUGCUGCACACCUGCCGGUAGUUCAAGC